Messenger RNA from Sphaerodactylus townsendi, 4128 nucleotides. It is a transcript of the gene CHST7, whose product is annotated as carbohydrate sulfotransferase 7. Gene Ontology annotation, molecular function: chondroitin 6-sulfotransferase activity; N-acetylglucosamine 6-O-sulfotransferase activity. Bases 157 to 1656 code for a protein of 499 amino acids. Gene Ontology annotation, biological process: N-acetylglucosamine metabolic process. The transcript is spliced from 2 exons. The record is from RefSeq and is a predicted model, not a curated record. Lineage: Eukaryota; Metazoa; Chordata; Lepidosauria; Squamata; Sphaerodactylidae.
UACAGCCGCCGCCGCCAGCUCCUCUUUCGCUUCCCUCCCUGCCUUCCUCUCAAGUUUGUGCCUGGUUUCAAAAACCAGCCACGCGCCUGCCCGGAGGAGUCCCGCUUCAGCCCCCUUGGCGGGAGGCCGCCCGCGAGCUUCUCCGGGGCGCAAGCGAUGAAGAGCCGGCGGCGGUGGCGGUGGCGCGGGCAGCACCGGCGCUGCGCCCUGGGCUUGGCGCUCUACACGCUGCUGCUGCUGCUGGUGGUCUCCUACAUGCUGGACUACGGAGCCAGGAGGGGGCGCGCGGGCGAGGAGGAGUCGCCGCCGCCGCCGCCCCGGCGCUGCCCCAGCCUCCAGGAGGCGCUCGGCGAGUGGAGCUGGGACGAGGAGCAGCCGCCUGCAGGGGAAGGCUCCCAGGGCGCGGCUGGGCCCGGGGGGAACGGGACGGGGAGCCAGGAAGCUGCUGCUGCCGUCGCCCCGGGAAGCCGAGCUGGCGGGAAGCGGCACGUCUACUUGCACGCCACUUGGCGCACGGGCUCGUCUUUCGUGGGCGAGCUCUUCAACCAGCACCCGGACGUCUUCUACUUGUACGAGCCCAUGUGGCACCUGUGGCAGGCGCUCUACCCGGGCGACGCGCUCAGCCUGCAGGGCGCCCUGCGAGACAUGGUGCGCUCGCUCUUCCGCUGCGACUUCUCCGUGCUGCGCCUUUACGCGGCGCCUCCCGCGCCCCGCGACCCGCUCGCGCCCUUCCCGCUCUCCGCCGGGGCCAAGUCGCGAAACCUGAGCACGGCCAGCAUCUUCGGCUGGCGGACCAACAAGGUGAUCUGCUCGGCCCCGCUAUGCCCGGACGCGCCCCGCGCCCGGCAAGAGGUGGGCCUCAUCGACGGCGCCGCCUGCGAGCGGAGCUGUCCGCCGCGGGCGCUGCGGGACCUGGAGGCCGAAUGCCGCAAGUACCCGGUGGUUGUGAUCAAGGACGUGAGGCUGCUGGAGCUGGGCGCGCUGCUGCCUCUGCUGCGGGACCCGGACUUGGACUUGCGGGUGGUCCAGCUCUUCCGCGACCCCCGUGCGGUCCACAAUUCCCGCCUCAAGGCCAAGCAGGCGCUGUUGCGGGAGAGCAUCCAGGUGCUGCGGAGCAGGAACCGCGCCGAGCCCCGGGGACUCCCCCGACCGCAGCUCCUGCCGCCCCUGGCAGCCGGCGGCGGCGGCGGCAUCCGAGCUCACCAGCAGCACCGAGCCGAGUUCUUCCUGGGCGGCGCGCUGGAGGUCAUCUGCCAGGCCUGGCUGCGCGACCUGCUCUUCUCCCGCCGCGCCCCGGCCUGGCUGCGCGCCCGCUACACCCAGUUGCGCUACGAGGACCUGGUGCGGGAGCCGCGCGCCCAGCUGCGCCGCCUGUUGCGCUUCGCCGACCUGGCGGCGCCGCCCGCGCUGGAGAGCUUCGUGCUCAACAUGACCCGCGGCGCCGCCUAUUCCUCCGAGCGGCCCUUCCUCAUCUCCGCCCGCGACGCGCGGGAAGCCAUCCACGCCUGGCGGGAGCGCCUGAGCCGCGAGCAGGUCCGCCAGGUGGAGGACGCCUGCGGAGAGGCCAUGACCCUCCUCGCCUACCCGCUCGACGGCGCCGACCGGCGGCAGGAGGACGCCAGGGGGCGCCCGAGUGCUCCUCCUCACCCAGGCUAACAAACCAGCUGCUGAUUUGUAACAGGAUACAGACAAGGAAGGAUGCAUUGCGUACACAGUGGAAAUGGCAGUGAAUGGCAACUUCCAGUGCAGAUUUAUUAUGUCGGAACAAACACAGACCAACUUCAAUGGAGCAGAAUAUAAAAACUUCAAGUAAAGAAACUGACAUAGUGCAAUAUAAAUAACUCCAAGUUGCCAGUAUGUUUUCAGUUCUUGGUACUGCUGCUUCCAACAAACUUUAUUGGCACUAGCUACCACAGGAAGAGGAAUAUAAAAGUGUGUGGUUUGUUAAUGGACACUUACUAUGUUUCACAAACGUUUUAAACGUCCUGUACAUUUCAUGAAGAACUUCAAACACAAUGCCUGUGAGAUUCAUGAGUCCUUAUAAAAGAAGGUACAGUCAAUUAUUAAUCUAAGACAGUAAUUUCCCACCUAUUCAGACCUAUCUUUAUCACUAACAUAGGACUAGCUUUCAGGUUUUGUACUGUAUUUAUCCUGUCUUUGUUUCUCUGCAUUUAUCUUUCUCUUUUUCAGAAACUUAAUAAUUGGUGAUAUUGGUAUGACCCUCACUUGGAAAUCACAAUCAACUGAAAAGCUACAUUUAUUUUAACACAACAUAGCAAACACAGAUAAUUUCAUUCCAGAAGUAGUAUUUGAAAUGCAACUAAAUAACCAAAACAGCACUUCUCAACAAAUUUAUUUACUAUCCAAAAUAAUCUUGAGACCAUUUGGAAGCGGAACAUAGUAAGUUUAUUAGAAUAUUUGCAUUUCUGAAACUAACUGUAAUACAUUUUCUUCUAAGUGAACUGGUAUGAUGCCCAGAUUUGUAAGAGAUCCUUACAUUUGUAAGCAAGGCUGUACUAGUUUCUGUAAGCACCAGUUUGCAUUCAUGAGGGCAAGAUAUCUUUAUUGUGCAGAGUUAAUUCAUAAUGUGUCCACUGUGGGCUCACCCAAUGACGUGGUUGGGCUAAACUAUGGAAGAUUGUCCUCGCUAUACUGUUUAUGGUGCAUGUCUUUCUCUACCCUGACUUUUUCCACGUUGAUGCUGUCUGUUUCAAAGCUUCAACACAAAAUUUGCAAAGACAUGCUUAAUGUCAGAAGUUGUCUAGACUGUAACAAAUGACAUUUCUUGGGAAUUUCUGCCUUUGAGGUGUCCAAAAUACCUUAUUCUUAACAUGCUGAAAGAGUUUCUUAUACUUAUUCAAGAAAACUCAAAGUAUACCUUCCUUUGUACAGGAAAAGCAGCACAGGAGUCACAAACUGCAUUAGAACUGAAGCCCUAAAUAACUUUUAGUCUUGAGUCUUGUGUUUGUUAAUAUUUCACUACUAUUGUGAUGCUUAUUACUGUGGUGUGGUGACAGUAUGAAAGAAUUACGCAUUUCAACCAUGUGAAAUUCAAAACAAUGGAGCAGGUAACACUUGUAUCUUGAUGGUCAGUAACUCCAAUUUGCUACUUAUCUCAGUAAGUAUGAUAUACGAUUUUACAGUACAAUAUAAACAAAGUAAUACAAAAAAGGGAAAUACUGAACACGCUCCAAAUAAGUGUUUUGCCUUCAACAAAUCAGGGAUAUUUUUUACUUUUGUAAAAAAAAAAGCUGAACAAUUAGAAGACCAUUGGGCUGGAAUUAAAGAAAAUAUCAAGUUAUUUCAGUACAAUGAUGAAUUGUUUUGGUCAGACAAUUAACUCACAGUAGAACAAAAUGUGAAGAACUGAAAAUGGCAACUAUGUUGAACUCAUCUCACCCCCAUAAUGCAGUGAAAACAGACAGUGUGAAAAGGGCAUUUCAGCACCUUUAAGUCCACAUCACUGGCUAUUAAUAGGCAGGCUAUUAAUAUGACAUACUGACUAUUCAGGUUGAAGAAAGAGAUAAAACGAAUGGAAACUCAAGAUAGGGUGCUGUUUUUUCAGCAGCUCCAUAUUAGCUUUCAGAGCCAAUAUGAUUCGGAGCGGGAAGACCCAAGUUCAAAUCCCUACUCAGCAAUGAAGUUUGCUCAGCCUAGAAUCCUUCUUUAGGAAGUGAUGUGUUCAACUAAGGAUGCGCACAGGAAACCCAUGCAGUAAAUGUAUGAAGCGGACAGACCAGGUGUUGACUUUUCAACAUUCAGACAGAUUAAUGCACUUACGGUUUCACAAAGUGCUCUUUGUAAUUUUUACAUACUUAGAAGCAAACUGUCCUGUGUCUUACAUUGGUCUUCAGCUGAAUUAUUGGUAUCUGACAAAAGGAGCUUUGACUCUUGAAACAUUUUGCCACACAAGUCUUGUCAGUCUCUUUGGUGCUACUGCAUUCAAGUCUUGCUAUUCAGCUGAAUUAUUGUCAUUAUCCAUGAUUUUAGGACAGUAUUGUGUAUGAACACACAAAUUGUUUUGAGCACAGAGCAAAUUAUACUCUAUAAAACAGCACUGAGAUUGUGUGUCGCAAUUUAACUUUAUUUUUGAACCAUUUUUCAUACAUAUUAAAAACUGAAUUCAUA